Molecule: messenger RNA, 5350 nt
Organism: Anolis carolinensis (green anole)
Lineage: Eukaryota; Metazoa; Chordata; Lepidosauria; Squamata; Anolidae
Gene: hmgxb4
Product: HMG-box containing 4
Exons: 9
Coding region: 518-2008 (496 amino acids)
Source: RefSeq, a predicted model, not a curated record
UUUUCCCAGCGGAUCUUGCGCGACCCUGGCGCUCUUUAUUUUACGUCAUCAGUUGCCACAGUUUCGUGCCGCUCAUUUGAAGUCUGCAGUCUCCCCGCUAUCUGGAAAUACACAAGUCUUCUUGUCCCCCACAGGAUACUAAUCUAAUAAUGUUUUGCAGAGCAAACUUCUUGCGUCGUGAAUGUGGAUGUGGCCCUUAAUGAGAUAUUCACAGGAUGGAACGUCAUUCUUUGUUCUCAAGGAAGAUGUUUGCUUUUUCAGCCGCGUUCGCUUUUAAAAAAUUGUCUAGAAAGUGAAUGAACUGACAGUGUAGAACUUGUAUCAGGCUGAACCCAGCUAGAGAAUAAACAGACUAACAAAGAUCUCCUUCAAGAAGAGGAAAAGAUAGCUGCGCAGGUCAGAAAGAAUUCAAAGAAGAGACUAAAGGUCUUUCUUUUUUUGAGCCAUCCUUGCCUUUGGAGUUAACUUCUAAAAAGAGGAGAAAUCAGUAUUGAGUCCGCCCUCUACUGACACUGCCAUGGAUCUCCAUAAGACCAUCUCCUCUCCGCUUGCCACUGGCUCCAAGUCCUCUAAAAAGCCAUCAGAGAAAUCUCAUUCUUCAUUCGGUGCUUCUGGCCAUUCAGAGAGCAAGAAGGAGCACCAUAAGAAGAAGCUGAGUGGGAGCAGCAGUGACCUGUCUUUGGAUGAUAGCACUUCUCACAAGUCCAAGAAAAUGAAGCCCCCCUUUGUGAAUACUGAAAUGUUGACCUUGCGUGAGCCUGAUGGAUUAAAGAUGAAGCUUAUUCUUUCACCUAAAGAAAAGGGUGGAGGCACCAUAGAGGAGCCCUUUCCCCAUACUCCAGCAAUCAAAAAAUCCUCUAAAAAGUCUAGUCGAGAUGAACAAAGUUCAGUUCACCCAAGUCAUGACUCUCAUGGCUUCUUGAAAUCAGCUCGAAAAAAGCACAAGUCAUCAUCAGAGGCACAUCUACCUCCAACUUCUGAGAGCUUUAGUCCAGACAUGUCCCUUUUCUCAGAAGGACAAAGCAGUGAGUUUGAGCUGUCAGGCCUGGAGCCACAAUUGGAAUCAGGUUCAUCCUCUGGAGGAGAGCUGGAAGCUGGAGAGCUCAUAAUUGAUGAUUCAUAUCGGGAGAUAAAGAAGAAGAAAAAGUCCAAAAAGAGUAAAAAGAAAAAAGACAAGGAGAAGCACAAGGAUAGGAAACACUCCAAAUCUAAAAGGAGUUCAGGACUUCCGUCUUCAUUGGUGGUAGCAGAAGUUACAGCUCCAUUGCCAGUCUCACCACCAAGCACACCAUUUGCCAUUCCUGCCCUUCCUUCUCCUCCCCCACCGCCACCUCCUGUUUUCCAUACAGAUGGUCAGAGUGAGAAGAAGAAGAGAAAGGAAGAAAAAGAGAGGGCCGAAAAACUGGAAAAAGAAAAGCCAAAGAAGAAAAACAUGUCUGCCUACCAAGUGUUCUGUAAGGAAUACCGUGUGAACAUUGUGGCUGAGCAUCCAGGAAUAGAUUUUGGUGAUCUGAGCAAAAAGUUGGCAGAAGUUUGGAAACAGCUUCCAGAGAAAGAUAAGCUGGUUUGGAAACAGAAAGCUCAGUAUUUGCAGCAUAAGCAGAAUAAAGCAGAGGCUACAACAGUGAAGAGGAAAGCAACCUCAUCUGAGGGUGCCCCCAAACUGAAAGCUUCUCUUACAGGUGGACACUCACCUCAUAAGAAGUCCUCAUCUAGUACCCUAGUGUUAUCUUCCUCACCAGUUAAAGUUCCUGACAUUGAGCCCAUUGAUGUAGCUGCGCAUCUGCAAUUACUAGGAGAAUCUCUGAGUCUUAUUGGACACCGACUACAGGAGACUGAGGGGAUGGUGGCUGUGUCAGGCAGCUUAUCUGUGCUCCUGGAUUCAAUUCUCUGUGCCCUAGGCCCUUUAGCUUGCCUGACAGCACAGCUACCAGAACUUAAUGGUUGCCCCAAACAUGUUUUGUCAAAUACUUUGGAUAAUAUUGCCUACAUAAUGCCUGGACUUUGACAGGCAAAAGACCAUGGGAGUUGAUCAGAUGCCACGUGACUGCUCUGUUUAAAAUUCACAUUCUUCAAGGAGUCAACAUCAAAGGUUUCAAGAAAAAGAAAACAUGGACCAUAAAAUUGAACUGUAACUUGAUUUUGUAAAAUAUUUUAAACUUAAUUUCUUAAAAAAAGAGUUGGGAAUAUGUUUGCUACAUCAUCCUUAAUGUGGAAGAAAAAUAAAACAAUGAAAUUGAUAUUACCUGGAAAAGUCAAGACUAGAAAAGUACAAGUGUCAUAGACACAGCACCAUUCAUAUUGUAAAAUAUAACUGAAAUGUUACUCCUCUGGGAGAAGUCAAUUAUUUGGGGAUUUAACAGUGAAGUUGUAUGUUGUUAAAAGUGAUGCUGGGAAAGUAUGCUUUUCAUUGUCCACUCCACCUUCAUGCCUGUGUUUUCAGGAAUCUUCCUUAUUAAAUCUCACUGUCAUAGGAUUAAAUCUCCCAUUCAUACACAGAGCCAAGUGUGAUUUAUGUUAAGAGAAAACAAAUGUUUCUUAAUAUAGAUAGAGAAACAUAGCUUUUCCACAGACUGGGACUACUCUAUAGAUUGUGGCAUUUGGAAUACAGCUUGAGCUAUAAUUACAGUAUAAAUUAACAAGUGCAAUAAAGGGAGAAAAGGAAGCGGACCUCUUUGAAAUUCACUAGUCCUGCUGUUUGACUUCCUACAUUUUUACCAAACAAGCACCCCCCACCCCCAUAGGCUAUUAACCAUUAGCUAAGAGUGUCAUUAUAAAAUUCAUAAUUACAGGCUUCCCUUUAAUUGAAGCCCUGAUUUGAAAUCACUUGUCAUCAGCAGUAAAUAAUACAGUCCUGUUCUCAUGGUGCUGGUACUAUGUUAUGGAAACAGUGAGUAAGGUGUCCUUUAAGGACUCUUUUUUGAGAGGGAGACAUGGAUUGGGCAAACUGAUUCUGGGUUUAGUCCUCACAGUGCCUGUUCCUCUUGGGGGAAGCACUUCAUAUGCUUAAGUUUGCCAUUUUUACCUUACUUAUUUACAUUUUAGACGUCUGUAGUAGAUUAAUUUAUAUUGUACAUUUCUGUAUAUAGCUGUAAUUAAGACAGAUCCCUUCCACAAACAGUGCAGAGAAAACAUUAUCUAUCUGUUAUUGUCUGGAUAACAUAUAAGAAUUACAUUUGAUAUGUUGUGUCAAGGCUUAGUUUCAGAAUAAGACAAAAUAGUAGCAAUGAGAUGUUCAAUGAUUGCAAGGGCCAGGGAAUGAAUGGAAAAUCGUAUGCUCUGUAUUACAUUUCCCCUUGUAUUUUAGAGGCCAGUGUGGCAGAAAGCAAGAUAAUUCUUGCUCCAGUUCUAAAUUUUAGGCACUGUUUUCCAGAUACUUGAGAUUUUAUGUUUUUCUUAUCAUUAAUAGUUUUAAAUGAAUUGAGUCAAAGUAAGAUGUACAUAUAUAAAAGUUGUUUAUAUUGUUUUCCUCUAGUUAAACUCAUAGAGAAUAGACUUGCUAUAGUAGGUGCCAUUCUGUAAAUGAAUCCAUGGGAAGGGGCCUAAUACCCUGGCGUUUACGAAGCAAUUUGAUAUUAUUUGUCGAAAUAGGGUCUCAUGCAGUGUUUGAGAAGUAAAGGAAAAUGUGAGUAAUCUCUUUGAUCAGCACAAUUUUCUGAAAGUUUUUGUUGCAUCCAGUAGAGUCUCUCUGCUGAAUACGGCCAAGGGCUUCCCAAACAUUGUUCUCUACAAUUUGUUCCAGAGAUCUGGAAACUUUUCAAGAUACAAUAGGAAAUGUACAAUUGCAGGGGGGGAGGGAUAAUGAACAAAUGCUUCCCAUUCAUCUUUCUGCUAACAGAAGCUUCCAUUAUAGAACCUUCUGUCAGUUGGGGAAGAACCAUCACCAAAUGUAAUAGUUUAAUUCUUAAGGGGAUAUAAUGCAUAGGUUGAUGCAACAUGACAAACCAGAGACCUAUGGAAAUCCUGAUUUGUUGGACAUGAGCACUAAUCUGGUGCAUACUGCUCAAAUGCUCUUGCUUGCAGAAAUAAACAAACCAUAUAGCCUUGCUCUAUGCUCAUUUUUAGUGUAUCCUCCAAAUUCAGGUAUAUAACGAGGGCUCUGGCUUGUUUCCUCCUUCCCCCAAACAUGCUAAAUAAAUAAGAACAGAGAAAGAGAGACCUCCUUCAGUUUGCAUGGUGUGGCUUGAGCUGAAAUUUGGCUUAGAUUCCAAAAUCCAUCUCCAAUUAAUGAUAAUAGGAGAUCUACAGUUUUGCCAUCUAUAUCAUGGCAAACUUGAAGGGGUUUUUUUAAAACACAAACUGAUGUAUUCAUGUACUUUUAUUUCAAAUGCGUAUAAAUUUAUAUAAUCUGUCAUUUGUUACCAGAAAGCUUUGGGCUGAUUUUUUAAAUAUAGUGCUUAUUUCUUUCCCACAUAAUCCAAAUUGUGUUGUAUAAAUGUUUUUCUAAUGUAUAUAAACUUCUUUUUAAAAAGCCAAACAAACUUUCAUCUUGAAUUGUUUCAGGUUUCCAGUCUGUGAAAAAAAUUAAGCUACAAAAUUUGAACAGAGACCGGUUACUCUAUUUACUGUGACAACAUCCUUCCUUUUUUCUCCCACCUACAUAGUUUCUGAGUGGUAUUGUUUAUGUUCCUCAGUAGGAAUGUACUUUUAUUAGUCCAUAACCAUCUGUUUCAUUCAUUUCAUUACUGCUUGUCUUUAGAUUAUAGAUAAGUGGUGUGAGCUCCAGGAACAGUUGCUGUGUAAACUUAUUAAUUGUAAUUGGAUUUGUGUGUAAUUCUCACAUAAGACUUCAGAGUUUUAAUCAGUAGCCACUCAUAGCAGAGACAGCCAAAAGUGGGCCACAUCAAGAUUCAAAAGGCAUUAUAAACAGAUUCCUUUUUUCCUGGAGACUUGGGUCCAUAUCUGGAAAAAUAUGACAAAACAACCUUGUGUGCAAUUUCUCAGUUGAGUGAUGCUGCAAAAUGCAGUGUUUCAGGAGCCUGAAUUAGAUAACCUGUGAUGACAUGGGUCUGUAUAUAAGAUUGUUGCUUGAUUUAUUGUGUAUGAAGUAUGUUACUAUUGAGAGGGAAGAAUGGGAGUGUUGAAGUGAUUGUUGAUUUCUGGAAGGUUUGGGAAGGGGUUUUUUUCUGUUGGAGUGGUGUGAAGAGCUUAGCUUGUGCCUGGUGUCUAAGAAUAAUAUAUAGAGAAAUGUGUCUGAGAGGACUGAGAGACUAGGGUGGGUGUGUUAAGAUUCUUAAGAUUCAUCUUAAGAAGGGGGAGAUGGAUUUCAAACAUUUUAUCUAAAUAAUCUGUUUUAUGUUAAAGGUCUGUAAAUAAAGUUUUGGCCUUUGAAAUAAACUUUGAGAGCUGG